UUUCUGAGUUCGCAAGCGUUUUAUUUUCUACAUCAUAUUUUUAUUUAAUUAUAAUUUUUGCAAGCUGAAACACACAUGACCAUCCGAUAUGGCUAAUCAAGAAAUUAGUUUGAAGUGGAAUGGUUAUCAGAAUAAUAUUUUGUGUAACGUGAAGGAGCUGUUCAAAGAUGAGGGUCUCUCGGAUGUCACCCUGGUCUCCGAAGGGCACAGUUUUAAGGCUCACAAAGUUAUUCUCUCCGCUAAUAGUUCUGUUUUCAGGACUAUAUUCCAGCAAAACCCCCACAAAGAUCCAAUUAUAGUGCUUCAUGACAUCAACACGGCGUCUCUGCGGACCCUGCUGACGUUCAUGUACAACGGAGAGGUGAACGUGACCGAGGAGUUCCUGCCCGUUCUGCUGAAGACUGCUGAGACCCUCAGGGUGUGUGGGCUGUCCACUGGCACUGAAGCUGCUUCAAAGGAAGACGAGAAAACCUCAUCGGAAACAACACAGAAAAAACGUAAAAAGAGUGAAAUUGAAGAUGGUAACGUCAGAUGUAAAAAAGUUGCUUUGAAUCCAGUACCUGAUGUGGUGAAGAAGGUUGAUGCUCACAUAGAAUCUAACAAUACCACCAAAAUAGCUCCACUGGUCCCUAAAGAAGAACCCAUUGACUCUCCGCUCACAGACUAUUCAGGAGAGAACACAAACGACACAGACAUUGCUUUACUGGAAGAAAAUGAGAAGAAAUUCAUAGUUAGCCCAGAUAAUGUUCCCAUAAAAAAUGCCUUGAAAAAUAACUCAGGAGAGCAACGAGUGAACAAAUGGAUCAAUGAAGUGAGCAGUACGCAGCCAUGCUUGAACGUGCCGAGUGAGAAGAGCAGUGAUGGCACUGAUGAUGAUAAGGACAGUGUAGAGAUCGACAAGGAAGUAGAGACGGUAUUGCAAAGUGGAACUAUAGUUGAGUCGCUGAGUGUCACAACUGAGAAUUUAAAUUCGAAUGCCAGCGAUGCUAUUUGCUGCAAAGAAAAGUCAAACGUCUGCUACGCUAAUCCGUCGUUCCCGUGCCCGUUCUGCCCGCGAGUGUACAACAGCUGGGGGUACCGACGAAGACACGUCAAGUCCAGGCACAUGACGAAUAGAUUAUCCUGCAAAUGGUGCGUGUCAGUUCUUCCUUCGACGGGCGCUUGGUACUCCCACGCAACGCGCGCCCACGGCGUCCCCCACGAAGAGGCCAGAAACUCCUUGGUAGUGAUGGUCGAGGCUCACGCAGUGUUGACCCUGAACGAGCCCAGUGUCGCACAGUUACUUGGUCAAGUUGGUAUGACUGACACAAAGAGCGCGAGUGGCGAUUAGAGACGUUGACGUGAGUCUAUGGUUUUAUUUUUCUUUUUUGCGCGCAACGCGUGCUAUGCUGCCAGGCUUUUUCCUGGGUAUUUUGGAUACUGUAUUUUUGUAUUGGAUUUACGUGUGUGGUGGAAAAUUAUGAGGGAGACAAUACGUAUUGUAUACUGCAUAUGAAACAGCUGGUUUUGAAAUAUUUUGAGGACCAAAAAAUAUAAUGAAAACAAAUCAGUCUUUUUUAAUAAUUUGUAAGACUAUUGUAAAGUUUCUUACAAUUAUUUUUACUGUCUAUUUCUGUGCCAUACUAGGCGUCUUAGGUACUUAUUCCUGUAAUACUUACAUUAUGAUCUUAAGAAAUUGAGGCAAUAAAUACUUUUAUGCGUGUGCGUGACAUAGUUAGGCAUAGUAUUAAAUUGGCCUUUAUUAAAAGUUUAACGAUAAGAAAAGAGAUGGGAUUUACGGUUAGAUUUAAGCAUAAUAUUUUCUAUACGAUUCUGAGGAAAAUGUUCAGAAUAUACGAAUUUCAUUUAUGAAUUAUGUACUAAUAACUAAUAAGCCAGUUAGUUUCAAAAAGUCAUAAUUAAGUAUAAUAUACAUAUAUAUUUUAUAUUAAAUUUGUAAUAAAAUAAAACUACGAAAUACCAAAGUCAAUAAUUAUGGAGCCAGAAUAUGUCGAGAUGAGCUCAGAAUAUUAUGAGCCUACAUAGUUAGGUAUUUUAUUUUUUUACAAGUAUUUAAUAAAACAAACGGUCAGUUUACAGCAUUAUAACAAAAUAUCAGGUCAGUUAAAACUAGAUAAUUUAGUUAAUAAUUUUAUUUCAAACAUGGUUAUUUUAUACACUAACACAAGUUAACUACAAUUUUAUUAUGAUCUCAGCAUUAAGUUUAAUGUUUACUUUAAAUAGAAAACAUUGCUUUUCUUACCUGUAUUAUUAUUUUACACAGGUAUUCUUGUAUGUAUUUACAAUCCCACCCAAGAACUCAGAUGCUCCUAGGUUUCGCUAGUCCAUCCUCUGGUUUGUCUGAAAGCAUUUGUUAUUGCCGAAACAAAUGUAGAAUUUUGCCCUUUGAAGAGUUCUGGAUAAUCCUAGGAGAGACUAAUUGAUAUAUAAAUAUACGCUUCUUAUAUUUUUUCUUACGAAUGGCAGGACAAAGUAGUGAAACUGAUGCUCACUAUCCAUUCAAUAUUUUAUUAGUUAAUCAUAGGUUUAUAUGUUCGUUUUAUUUUUAAUAACAUCUGCUCACUUAUUAUAAUUAGUUUAAAAUCGUGUAUUUAUAAAUGUUUAAUGGACAGUUUAUUUUUAUUGACUGAUUAAAAUCUAGAGUAUGAAAAGUUGGGCAAUAAGAAAGGAAUGGUUAUUUUUGUAUUUUUAUACGUAACAAAGGAAUGAAUAUUAGUGUAGACCUAAGUCAAUUGUAUUCGGCGAUAAAUUGAGAAUUGUGAUGUAAGAUUAUUAUAAAAAAGAUUUAAGUAAAUAUUUUUCUGAAAAAAAAAGUGUUUUGAAAGUGUGUAUUCAAUAAAGGUUAUAAUAUUGUAUUAAAUGCCAAAACAUUUCUUUGGCUUAACGCAAUAUCCAAAUCUGUUUACGGGAUGUUUGGGGAGUGCUGCGAGUUAUGAGAGCGUUCGAGUAGCGGCGAGUAAACGCGAAUUUGUAUGGCGCAGGAGAGUCGCCAUCUAGCGGCAAGUAGCUGCAGUAGCUCCGCGCGCCAUACAAAUUUGAGUCGAUUUUCACUACUCGAUCGGUUUAAAAAAACGUGAUACUUGGCCCAUAAAAUAUGCGGCGAAUCAGUUUAGGUAUAUUGCAUAAGAAAAUUGCGAUAUAAAUAAAAGGCAUAAUUUUCAAAAACUUUACUACUAAUGCACAUAAUAAUGAGCAGUAAAGAUAGGCAGUUACACAUUUGUGAUCUUAACAGAACAUUUGGUAACACAUUUAUAAAUAAGUACUUUGAUGGAUUUUAAUGAUUAACUAUUAUGAUAAAAAAACAAAAAUAUUUUUAUAAGCAUUUGAUAAAAUACUUUAUUUCUGUAAUGGACUACUUAAACACACUUCAUGCCAUUUUAAACUAUAUCAAACAUAUCGUGUUGUGUACAAAUUAUACGAAAACAGAGCUUGAAAAUUAUAAACUUGUAAUUAUGAAUGUAACACAUUUGCACUUUCUUCUGCAGUGAAUAUUUAGAUAUUUUAUAGACUUGGUAUUUCAACUACUUAUUGAUCAUUUGGACAUGGUAAAUUAUAGAAAUAAAUAUAUCCAAGUAAUACAUAUAUUAUAAAACAAUUCCAUAUUUAUAUAUCUGCAUGAAACUCACCAUAAUGUUACCAAGUCUGUAAAAAAACCUAAUAAUGCACUCUCUAAAAAGGUAGAUUUAAGAUAAACGUUAAAUAAAUAAGUUACCAAAGCAAUUUCUAUAAGCAUUACUACGAUUAGAAUGUAAGACUAAAUAAAAUAAAAAUAAUUAUAUUAUAUAUUUUUAUAUUAAGAGAGUGAAUGCAAGAAUCUUAGAAACAUUCAAAAUGUCUUAGCACGGUAAAACGAUGAAAGAAUCUUAAACCACAAAAUAACAAUAAAAUCUUAUGAGUCUAAACUAAACGUAUGGCUUUAAACUUGUCAAAAUUAACUCUAUAUAAUUAAGCAAUGUGUGAAAUGAAAAUUGUAAUAGGCCUUGAAAUGGGGAUUUUAAUAUAUUUUUACAAAAUAGA
Molecule: messenger RNA, 4017 nt
Organism: Plutella xylostella (diamondback moth)
Lineage: Eukaryota; Metazoa; Arthropoda; Insecta; Lepidoptera; Plutellidae
Biological process (GO): regulation of transcription by RNA polymerase II
Cellular component (GO): nucleus
Molecular function (GO): protein binding
Source: RefSeq, a predicted model, not a curated record